CCUCAUGUACAGCAAGAGGACAAAUACUUUACCUCCGAAUCCUGCAUAAUUAGAAUUAGAAAGAGAAACCUAAAAGACCUCCGGGCUCAAAGAAUGCAGUGUUUCCAUGGGUGGAUCUCUUCUACAAAGUGAGAAGCUGUUUGAAUAAUCUGGACCAAGUGCGGGCUGGCUGAGAGUUAACCACAAUGGAGGGAAUCGGUGAUGAAGAUUCAACUGUUUCUUACCGUGCAGGCCCUCGAUCAGCACCACGGCUUGACAGCAAGGUGCCAAGGAGUACUGUGACGAUGGCAGCCUGUCAUGCCCGUAGCAAGUCUGCCCACACAAAGACACAACUGGAGAGCUUACUAGAGGAUCUGGGGUUGGAGCAGCACUACAAAAAGAAGCUAUCCCUGAGAAAGAUACUUCAGAUUGAUGAGAAGACCAUUAAUGAUGAUCCUGCCAAGUGUAAUUCAGAUCUUCCAUGGUAUUUUCUGAAGAAACUAAUGAUGGUUAAUGUGACAACAAGGAAUGUGAAAUGUGCAUCAGAAUAUGAGUCUGACUGUGAUGCUGGAGCAGGGAAUACAGUGUUAGAUUUUGAUCAUCUGCUUGACAGUUCAAACUCAGGUGACACGCUAAACCCCCUGGACAUAAUCACUGCGCUCUUCCUGUGUUCUGAUGGUUUUGCACAGCAGGAACUGGCACUAAAAAUGUCUAUGUGUCAGUUCUCUGUGCCUCUGCUGCUUCCUAAUUGUGACACACAGCAGUGCACACUCAUGCUCUGGGCCAUGAGAGACAUUGUUAAAAAGUACAGGCCUCAGUCACUUUCACAAUCCAAGGGCUUUAGUGAAGACAGAAUUGUUCUCUCUAAACUUCCAAUGAUAUCUUUUGUGAGAUUGGGGGAAUGCUCCUUGUCCAAGUCAGAGAUUCUCAAUAAGCUUCUGAGCAAUUCUCAGCAGUACCAUGACACUUUUGUUCACCAAGAUAUGGAAUGUGGCGACAGUCCAAGAAGAAUAUCCAAUGGACUGACUGAAAUUACUUGGUACCUCCCUUGUGGAAACAAAAACAUGGACAUUUUCAGUGAGCCAGUGGCUGUAGCUAACCUUCGUGGGGACAUUGCUUUAUUUGAAACACAAUUUUCUUUUUUGUGUCAGACAUCUGCAGCAGUUUUUGUGUUCUUUGACAAUUUGGACCCUGACUGCAAGCUGCUUACUAACCAACAUCACAAGGCACAGAUCUUUUUGGUGGGUAACAAUCAAAGCAAGACCUUCAGUUUAAAUGCUCUAAAAGAGGUAGCAACCAAAUUGGGCUUGACCACCAACAACAUCAUAAUUAAGACUAAGCAGAAAAAUGAUGCAGAUUUUGUCAAAAAUUUGAGGAAGACAGUGAGGGAUGCAGUUGAGACCUCAAAAAUGAAGAUGCCCAUAGAGCAGAUGGCUGACAUUGCCCAUGAACUAGGAAUCUUGGUUGAUGAAGACCUUCCAGAGUGCCAGACUGCCAAGAAAAAUGCAGAUGCCAUUACUGCAAAAAUUGAAAACACCCUUAAAUACAAAGAAGCUCAGCUUCCUUUACAAGGCCAAAUAUGGAAGGAAUUGACAAGCUUAGAGAAGGAAGAAUUUCGGCUUCGGAAACUUGGGUCUGAAAACAUAGAAAAAUACAAAAGUGAUCUUCAGAUGCAGAAAGAAAACCUUCGGGACAAACAGAAUUCUUAUGACAUGUCAGAUGCAAUGACAUGCUUCAUACAGGCAAUAUCAAGCCCAGGGAUGGAGAGAUGUUAUUUCCUGAAAUGGAUGCGAAUGAACCUAGAUAACCUGUCUCGAGAAAAACUGUCUAACCUCAGGGAGCAGUACAAAAAGAAAUGCAAGAAUUCUGAGAACAAAGAUGAGAUCAAAGUCAUUGAUAGAGAACUGUCCAACAGUUCACUGGGGACUGAACACUUCUUCCGUGAAAUGGGCCAGAUCUAUGAAGCUUCAGUUUUUCUUCCAGAAACAAACCUGUCACGUCAACAAUUACAACAUCUGCCCAAACUCUGUGCAGAAUUGUUGCUUGAUGGAUUUCCCCUUGAGCUUGUAGAUGGAGAUGCAUCCAACAUACCUCUCAGAUGGGUGAGUGACGUCCUCUCUGAGCUUAAUGACCUGGUGUCUCCAAAGAACAAAAUACUGGUAGUCACAGUUCUUGGAGUUCAGAGCACAGGAAAGUCCACUCUUCUUAACACCAUGUUUGGAGUGCAGUUUGCAGUCAGCAGUGGUCGAUGCACUCGAGGUGCUUUUAUGUUGCUCAUCAGAAUCAAUGAAGAUGUCAAAAAAAUACUCAACUGUGACUUCAUGGUGAUCAUUGACACUGAGGGCCUAAAGUCACCAGAGCUUGCACAACUGGAUGAUAGCCAUGAGCAUGACAAUGAGCUUGCAACACUUGUUGUGGGGCUGAGUGAUAUCACUAUUAUCAAUAUUGCAAUGGAGAAUUCCACAGAAAUGAAGGACAUCCUGCAAAUAGUUGUACAUGCUUUUCUCAGGAUGAAAGAGGUGGGCAAAAAGCCUAAAUGUCAGUUUGUUCACCAGAAUGUGUCAGAUGUUUCAGCCCAUGAGAAGAACUUAAGAGACAGGAAACUGCUCUUGCAACAGUUAAACGAGAUGACGCAGGCAGCAGCCAAAAUGGAAAAGAAAGAGGAGAACAAGAGCUUCACGGAUGUGAUGGAGUACAGUCCAGACACUGGGAACUGGUACAUUCCUGGACUCUGGAAUGGAAACCCACCAAUGGCACCAGUCAAUGCUGGGUACAGCGAAGCUGUGUAUGAGCUCAAGAAAAACAUCAUCCAACUACUGGGAAAUUGUGAGUCAACCUCUAAUGAUAUCUUGGAGUUUAAAGAGUGGAUGUCAAGCCUGUGGAAUGCAGUAAAGCAUGAAAACUUCAUCUUUAGCUUCAGAAACAGUCUAGUGGCUGAUGCGUACAUGAGGCUAUGCACACAAUUCAAUAAAUGGGAAUGGGAUUUCAGAAAGUAUAUGUACAAGUGGGUUACAAAUGCUGAAACACGAAUUUCAAAUUUCGGUACAGUUGCUGCGCAAUUUCAAAAAGCUGACAUGACAGAACUUGUCAUGUUUUUGAAAAGUGAAGCAUCCGCAGUGGUGUUUAAAUGGGAGGCUAAGCUUCUUGAUAAUCUGACAAAGUACUUCAAGCAAACAGAGGGUCAUGUCUAUCUAGUAGAAGGAUACAAAGAGGACUUUGCAAACAGUGCAAAGAUCCUUCGACGAGAAUUGGAGAACUCUGUGUACCAUCAGCUCACAGCAGCAGCAGAAAUCAAACAAGGAAUGGCAGAACUUGAUAGAAUCAAGGAAAAUCACACAAAAGAAAUUGAAAAGGCAGUGUGUGCAUUGAUUGAUGAAUGUCGAAAGAAGAAUGUCCAGAUGAGAGAUAAAGAGCUGGACAAAGAAUUUGAUAAGAUGUGGAAUGCAACAGUGAAGAAACUGUCAUUUUCUGAACAAAAGGCAACAGAUGUCUUCAACAAGGUAUCCAACCACCUGAGAAUAAAUCUGUCACACAAGGGGAGUCAUGCAUGUGAAUUGUUGAGUCAAAAAUGCCUGAAAGAUUGUGAACAAUUGCCUUUCAAGUAUACAGCUGAAGGACUCUACAACCGAGUUAAACACAAAGUGAGCAAGUGGCUAAACGUACAAAAUGACACAAUGGCUGUUCAGAAAAUGGCUGACAGCAUCAUAGCUGUUUGCACUCAGUUUGUGAUUGAAAAAGUUGAAAGAAAAAACAAUUACUCUGAUACUUACAUCCAGGAGAUCCUACACAUGAUUGAUGAGAGGCUGCAAAACAAUCAGGAUGUUAAGACAGGCAUCGAGUUCGAAGUUUCUCUAAAACAGCACAUCUGUGCAGUUGCAGCCAGAGAGUUUCAGAAAAUGCACGAAGAAUUCCUGCAUGUUAAUGACCCUUACAGAUGUCUGGAUCGAAACAAAGAAAAGUUUCGUGCUGAUUUCAAAGAUGUGUUCCAUGAACGAGACCAGUGCCAGAAGAAGGCAGGAGAAUUCACCAACCGAUGCUUGAAGCCUGCAGUCACAGACUUUGUCAACCGUUCCCUGGGCCCUGAUAUCGUUGGUGAAAUGCUGACAAGGCAGCAGUUCAGCACAAGAAUCUACUUCCAGUAUUCAAUUUUGCUGGAUUUGCUUUCAAAGGAUAACUUUGAAAACUAUUUGAGCUAUAUUGGCUCAUAUGAGGAAUACGUAAAGAAGUGGAUACUUGACCAAACAGUGACUCACUUCUCAAAAGGUUCUAAGACAUUUGAGUUUGAGGAUCAGCAUCUCCAGUCAAGUAUAAAGAGAAUAAAUGAAGCUAUCAACAAGGCCAAACUGAAAAAGAGUGGCAACUUGAAGACAUUUGUUGAACAUGUUUGUCAGGAACUUGGUGAUAAGCUGAUCAUUUCCCAGGAUGCUCUUGGUGCUUUCAUGAUCCUGAACAAAGCAAACCAGGAACAGUUUGCUCACUGGUUCAAAGAGUGUGUGAAUGAGAUGGGUCAAGCUCUUAGAGAAGAGUUUAAAAAAUCCAAUAUUGAAAUGAAACUAAAACAUCUUCACAUGAAGCCCCAGAAUGUUCUUUUCACCAGAGUGAUUGGAUGUGGUAAACAGUGUCCAUUCUGUGCAAUGCCCUGUGAGGCAGGAGGAAAAGCCCAUACUGAACACUGGGCUUCACUGCAUCGGCCAGAGGGUCUGGGUAGAUACAGGUGGUAUGAGACAGAAAAACUUGUCACUGACAUAUGCUCUUCAUCCGUGAUCAGUGACAAGCGUUUUCGCUGUAGCGCUACAAACAAUGAAUGGUACCCUUACAAGUGUUACAAAGAAAUUUUCCCACACUGGAGAAUUCCUCCAGAUGUAAGCCUUCAGGCAUCAGACUACUGGAAAUAUAUACUGGCAAAGUUCAACGGGAAGUUUGCAGGAGCAUACAAUGCAAAGCCUGCUGAUAUUCCUCCAGCUUGGAAAAGAAUCACACCUAAGCAGGCAGAAGAGAGUCUCAAAGAGUCAUUUAACAUCAAGUGAAAGACUACAUGCUAUGUGGUUACAGAGGUGCACAUUCUCCUCAUUGCACUGAUUCAGUCAUUAUCAUCUCAUGGAUAUUUUGAUCUUACUUGUUUAAUAUGCCAUAGAAGAAAAUCACAAAUAGUAACAAACUAUAUACAAGAUGGCAAGGCCAAAGAUAUUGUUAGAGAAGAGAGAUACUGUCUUUGACCUUACAACAGGGAAAUUUAAGAAAAACACUGCAAUUAGAGCUCACCUACCGAAGAUAGAUUUAAUUUGUUAAUAAUCAGCUUUAACUCUAUGUUGAUAUUGAUGAACAGACUUUUAGAUACUUGAUACUCUGAGUCAACAUACAUGAUAGGAGCACAUGUAAGAAACAUACCAAAUUAAGUUAAAUCUAAGUUUGAUUUUAUGAUUUUGUGCGACAGAUGAACAUCAUUAUAUUGCCACCGAAAAGAUAUAUACGCAGAUAAUCAAAGCAACAAAGUGUCAGACAACUGUUUUUCUUUUAUCAAAUGAAAUAUGAUAUGCAAUCUUUUACUGUUUAUUUGUGUUUUUGUGAAAUGUCUCCUAUCCAGUAUUUACAUUAUUGUAAUUAUUAAAGUAUUGUUUUUUUUUUAUCUCUUUUUAAAAGAUCACUCAGUGUGUAUUUGGUAUUAUCACAAUAGAACAGAAACUUGUUUUGUACAAUAUGCCAUUUUUUCUAAAACAGAAUUUUAAAGGCUGAAAAUUGUUUUUCUCUUCUCUUUCUUUUAAUUGAGGAUUGAUUUUCUUACUCAGAAUUUAGAAUGUCUUUGUUUGUAUUACAUUGAAGUAUCUGGUGCCAAAUAUUACAAUUUUAAAAGAUAGUUCAUUCUUCAUGUGGUACUGUCAACAUGUAUACAUGUUACUUACCACCGUUAACUGAUUUAAUAAAGAAAAAAAGACCCAGCAGUCUGGAUAUGAAUGUCUUUGAUGAUUCCCAGAUCAGAAUCACAGUAUACGAAAACCGAAAUAUUAUCAACUGUAAUUGUUUUAAGUCAUGUUUGCCAUUUUGGGGUGUUAAUCAUGCGCUUUCAUGCAUCAUUGACUUGACACAGGACCUCUAUAUAACCUCACUGAUGUGCAUGACUUCAUCUCGUUUUACUGUAAACCGACCGCAGUUUUCAGGUGUGUUGAAAUGUGAACAAACUGGGAAUAAUAGUCGGAUACAUACAAUAGUUUGUUGUCAUUAAAUACAAUUUUCAGCUUUCACCAAAUCAAUUCAUUUUUUCUUAGCUUACUUGAUUGUACAGUCCUGACUAAAAUUAUUGGUACCCCUGCCCUUUAACUACAGAAUUUAGAAUAUCUUUAGGAAUAAAUGCAAAUUAACAGAUUUCAUAUAAGCAGAAUAUUAAAUAAAAUGUCCAAAAUUACUC
Molecule: messenger RNA, 6382 nt
Organism: Xiphias gladius (swordfish)
Lineage: Eukaryota; Metazoa; Chordata; Actinopteri; Istiophoriformes; Xiphiidae
Product: up-regulator of cell proliferation-like
Exons: 5
Coding region: 186-5006 (1606 amino acids)
Molecular function (GO): GTP binding
Source: RefSeq, a predicted model, not a curated record